CUUCUCAUUCUUUCUAGAUAUCUUUCUAGAUGAGUCUUGCAGAAGCCCGCCUCAUUUCUCACUCAAUUGAAACCCAAUCAAUCAGGCAAAUUUUCGUGUGAACUCAAGAAACUACUGACUGAUACCCAUUUUGCUUGAAGGUUCAUUUUAUUAAUGGAGACGAAGGAUUCAGCUCACGGCGGGAGCCAUAUUGUGGACGUUGGUUCAGUGGCGGAGGCUGUGGCUGCCGAGGAUGGAGACGCUCCCCUCUAUCAUAUCGAGAGCCUCUGCAUGAGAUGCGGAGAGAAUGGGACAACACGGUUUUUGUUAACUCUAAUUCCACAUUUCAGAAAGAUACUAUUAUCAGCUUUUGAAUGUCCCCAUUGUGGUGAGAGGAAUAAUGAAGUGCAAUUUGCGGGGGAAAUUCAACCUAAAGGUUGUCAUUACUUGCUAGAAGUUCCAACAGGUGAUCAAAAGAUGUUCAAUCGCCAAGUUGUGAAGUCGGAAACAGCCACAAUUAAGAUCCCUGAAUUGGAAUUUGAGAUUCCCCCCGAGGCUCAGUGUGGGUCUUUAUCAACGGUUGAAGGGAUACUGAUGAGAGCUGCAGAUGAGUUGGCAGCUCUUCAGGAGGAGCGGAAGAAAGUGGAUCCCCAGACAGCUGAAGCCAUUGAUGACUUCUUGGUAAAACUGAGAGCUUGUGCAACUGCUGAAUCAAGUUUUACCUUCAUUCUUGACGAUCCUGCUGGAAAUAGUUUCAUUGAGAAUCCGUAUGCUCCGGCACCCGAUCCAUUAUUGACGAUAAAGUUCUAUGAGCGAACACCUGAACAGCAAGCUGCCUUAGGUUAUCUUGUCGACCCGUCCCCAAGCACAGGUAAUACUUUAGAUGAAACAAGUGUUGCUCCUCAGAGGCAUGAGGAACCACAUGGUUUGGUUGGAGCAAGAGCUGGACGCCGAGCAAUUGCUCAGGGUAAUAGUUCUCAAAUUGCGGAUGCCUUAUUCCGAUAUUCUGCUCCUGAAGAGGUCAUGACUUUUCCAACAACCUGUGGAGCUUGUGCUGCCAAAUGCGAGUGCCGCAUGUUCGUUACAAGUAUCCUACUGCAAUGUCUAUACUUGAAAAGUAGCGUGCAACUAGAUAUUCCUUACUUCCAAGAAGUGAUUGUUAUGGCCUCCUGUUGUGACGCUUGUGGUUAUCGUAACUCAGAGGUAAAGCCUGGUGGACCUAUUCCUGAUAAAGGGAAAAAGAUCAUUGUUCAUGUGAAGAACGUAAAAGAUCUCAGCCGAGAUGUUAUAAAGUCUGAUACAGCCUCUGUGAAAAUACCGGAGCUUGAUUUAGAACUGGCCAGUGGUACAUUAGGUGGACUUGUUACAACUGUUGAAGGUUUAAUAUCCAAGAUUAGUGAAAGUCUUGAGAGAGUUCAUGGCUUUACUUUUGGAGAUAGUCUGGAUGACUCCAGAAAGAGCAAGUGGAAAGAUUUUAGAGCAAAACUUGACAAGCUGAAAAACUUGGAGGACCCAUGGACUCUGGUUAUUGACGAUGCUCUUUCAAAUUCUUUUAUUGCCCCUGCAACCGAUGAAAUUAAGGAUGACACCCAGUUAACCUUCGAGGAAUACGAGAGAUCUUGGGAGCAGAAUGAGGAACUGGGUCUUAACGAUAUGGAUACAUCUGCUGCUGACGUUGCUUAUGAUUAUACUAAUGUCCUGCCAAAUGAGAAGACUGAUGCAUGAAUUAAACCAUGAUUUUGGGUUUUCUUCUUUUUACUUCAGUGUGAGUUUGUGACCACAUUCAGAUGAGUUUUGCUGUAGUAAAUCAUUAUUUUCAUUUGAGUAGUAGCUACUAGCUAUAGAUUUUAUAUACAGAGAAUUUUUGUGCUAUCUAUCCUCUACCAAAAUCAGGUCAGUACAAUGAAAUAUUUGUGAUGAAAUUUUCAGACUAAUCUUUCGUAUGGAGAUGUUUUUAUGAGAUGGUAUCUUGACUUGUAAUUAGGUGUAAAACUGUUUAGACGUAUAGUUACAAUAUGGUGGCGGUGAAACAAGAUAUGGAUG
Striga asiatica is the source of this 2022-nucleotide messenger RNA. The record is from the annotation of a GenBank genome assembly. Lineage: Eukaryota; Viridiplantae; Streptophyta; Magnoliopsida; Lamiales; Orobanchaceae.